CAUCACAAGACGCACAGCAUGUGAUAUUGAGCAGACUGCUGUACUGGAUUUAAUUGACGAUUAGUUUAAACAAGAUGGAAACGUGUUUCAGAGCCUUUUAAUGCUGCUAAAAUGGUCCGUGUGUAUAACUGCCACCCGUUCGCGUGUCAGCGGAUCGUCCCGGCGACACAGGAGCCCGGGCUGGUGUGUAGCGGCGGGGGCGCGCUGUUCAUCGUGUCCGCUGGAGGAUGUAAGAUCGAGGUGUAUCACAUACAGCAGGACGAAUGUCCUCUAAUCUGUCGCUUUUCCACCAUGGGCAUAGUGCACAGUAUUGUGUACAGUCAGAUCGGGGAUUACCUGGUCACCAUUGAGGAGAAGAAUGGUGCCACCUACUUGAGGGCCUACACUAAUUGGCGCUACCAAGCAGUUGAGAAGAAGCGUGUAGGCGUUCGCUUGCUCGGGCACCUCAUGCGCGGUCAGGUCCAACAUGGCACCCCCAAGGAACAGAUGGAGAUUGUAGAGAUACCUUUGUCAGAGACACCACUCUGCACUGCUUGCUGCUCCAUCACAGGUGCCCUGUUGGUGGCCUGUGCAAAGAGCCUGGUGCUGUUUAGUCUGAAGUUGCAGUCGCUUAGUGAUCAGCACUAUGCUCUUGACUUUGAGAGGCUCCUCAUCCUGUAUGUUUCUGGUUGGAGCCCAUCACAGGUGGCACUCUGUGGUGGGUACAUUGCCAUGCAAACAGAACUGGAGGUACUGGUUGUGAAGCUGGAGAACCUGGAAAAGAUUUGUGCAUCAAAUGAAGAGCAUACGCAGCUGUACGGUGAUGAUACGGCUGCAGUUGGUGUUACUGAAAAUGAUGUUAAAAAGGAGCCACAUUGUCCCCUUGAGUCUGAUGACUACUUUGUGAUCCCGAAGCAUCUGGAGAUGCUGGGAGAUAAGGCAAAGGAUUGUGGAGUGUCCCUAUCUUUAGAGUGGACUGUAAUGGAGACAGAGGCAAACAUGGGCGUUACCUACAUCUUGUACAGGAGGUUUGCCCCAGAUUUCUUCCAAGGCUGCACUGUGGAGGACACACGUUUGCACUCCCUGCAGCUCCACCCCUUGUACAGUGGUAAUCCGGAUGUAAGCAGUGAUGCUGGAAAAAGUGACCCUUCCUGUAUGUUCUGUUUCUUUUCUCUACCAAAUGCUGGUUACAUGUACAGCCUGAAGAACACCGUAGAGCUCAUUUCAACCUACCAGUACCCAGAAAAGGCCCAUCAGGCUUUGCUGUGCAACCAGUUUCUACAUGUUAUCACACAAAAUGCUCUGCAGUGUUUCUCUGUGAGAUGUAGUGCCGUUGCUGCUCGGGUCGAGGACCCUUACAUUGACACCACCAUGAAGGCCUGUCCUCCUUUCACUAUGGAAGUUUCUGCUCUCCGUAUACAGCUGUUUAUCGGUCUCAAGUCUCUGUGUCAUGAUGGAAAUCACAUUGUGCUGCUCACAGCUGCUGACGUUGAGACCAAAGAAGAGACAGAGCGGGUGACUAGAAGAUCUAUAUCCAAGAAAACUUCAGUGUCAAAGCUGAAGGAGCCCAGCGAGAGUGGCCAUGGCUGGAACCUGUACGUGAUAAGCACCGUGUCCACGCUGCAGCUCUACAGAGAGAUGAUGGAGUACAGUAAACGUUACGAGCAGGCCAGCCCGCUGUCGCAGAACUAUGUUCAUCUGCUUAGUGAAGCUCAUUUGCUGCUGAGAGCCAGUCUGCUCUGUCCAAACGCAGACAAAGCCAAGAUCCAGGAAGCUUUUCAGGAGAGCUGUGCCCAGCUGGGAGACUGCUUCAGCAGGCAGGAGAAGCGGGAUUGUCACUUGGCUCUUCCAUACUACAAAAUGUCUGGCCUGUCAGUGACAGAAGUAAUCCAGAGAAACGUUGCAGUAUGCAGGGGUCAUGAUUAUGGGAAAGGCUUUCUCUUCUUCCUGAAGCACUCUCUCUAUGAGGAAACCAUGGAAGAACUCAGCGAAGAAACUGCUAACACCGUGUUGGAGAUCUUCAGUAAAGCCGAGCCGGGCCAGCUCCCGUACGUAGUGAGCAGCUUAUUCAUGAAGAACGCUAAUCCUGCCUCUGUACGUGCACACCUGGAGCAGCUGGAGCUCAGUGGCGCUCCGUCUGUCACAGUCACGCUGUGUAAGGCUGCUCAGGCACUGCGCUUAGGAGACCUGCAGUACUACAAACAGCAAAUGGAUCGGCAUGCCGAGAUGCUGCAGGUGUACGGCUUCAUAGAGGAGCCUAAGCUUCUUGUGCAUCGCAAAGGGAAGGCCGUGGUUCCCACUCAGCUAGCGCGGCACCUACGGGACACCCAGGACGGCCUUCUGGUGGCUGCCGUCGUGGCACUUCAUGAGAACAGCAAGGUCAAACUGGAAGAGGCUGAACUCUUCUUUCAGGAGUUGUGUAAGGACAGCGCAGAAUCUCAGAGGAUUCCUCAGCAGCUGGUAGAUUUCUGGGAGGCUCUGCUGGUGGCAUCAUCUCAGGAAUCAGUAGUCCAGGAGCUUUUGUUCCACCUCACCUCUGUAUACAUCGAACGCAUCAUGUGCAGAGAGCGCUCAGGCAUUAAAGCACUCAAAACAGCUGAAGACUUGAUCAAUUCCUGUUCUCACUAUGGAUCACUGUUCCCAUGGUUGAGCAUUCUGACUCCUGCUCAGUUUAACAUCACACAUGACCACCAAGAAGACCUUCAGAAACUUCAGUCUCUGCUGUGUGGCCCAACGCUGGACGUGUCCUCCGUUGUGCCUCUGCUAGAACAGCUAUCUGAUGAGGAUAACACUGGCCUUAGCGUGCACGUGCUUUGUGCCACCAAACUGGGUCAGCAUGAGAGAGCCAUCGAGAAGCUACUGGACCGCUGCCCUCAUGCCGUCAUCCUCUACGCCAAUUAUGAGUUACAUAGCGACAAAAUGGCCUUGUGGUGGCAGAAGCUAUUUCCUGAGCUUUGUGAGAGGACACGGCUUUCUUCAGGAGAUAAUGGGGUUUUUCUCACUGCUCUCAAAGAGACUCUGGCAGUGGUGGCCAUGGAGCUGAACCCAGCAGAGUUUUUGGACUUGUUACCAGACGAUGGUACUGCACACUUCUUCUUGCCUCACCUUCUGAAAUGUAGCCAGAAGCAUCUCCUUACAUGACAUGCAGGACAUCAUACCAUUCCACUCCUAGUUUGUACAAUCACAUAAGCUAACACAUGAAUAUAAGAUUGUUUGGGAUAAUAUUAAUGGCAAAAUAUUAACCUAGUAACAGUUUUAUAGUUCUUUAUUAUAAUAUACAGACAUAUAGGUUAAUGUUACACCCCAAUAGCAUUAAGAUAAUGUUUAUUAAAGUAUUCUGUGUAGAAUAUGAUUUCAGGACCAACACAACCUGCUUGUUAGUAAAUCAAGUUCAGAAAGUAAUUUAAUCGGAUGCUAUAAGCUGUUUUUCAAAUGGACAUGAAUAAGAGAACUAGACUAUACUACAUUGUGGCACAAAACACAUGUAAUAUUUGUUUGUUUAUAUGAUAUGUCUCAUGUCUGUGUCAAUUCAGUUCCCAGCUCAAAGUGAAUGCUGGUUUGCUCAUUACUGCCUUGUAUUGUUUAUGUGUGUGUGUGCGUGUAUAUAUAUAUAUAUAUAUAUAUAUAUAUAUAUGUAUGUAUGUAUGUAUGUAUGUAUGUAUGUAUGUAUGUAUGUAUGUAUGUAUGUAUGUAUGUAUGUAUGUAUGUAUGUAUGUAUGUAUGUAUGUAUGUAUGUAUGAGCAGACAAUCAACAGUACAUAGCCUGAAUAUGAUGCUUUAGUAUAAUGGCCUAAAUAGUGAAUUUCAGAUUUUAUAUUUUGUUUUGUUUUUUUCCACAGUUUGUCUUUGGGUUCUCCAUAUUUCUGAAAUGACCUAUUAAAACACGUAUCUAUUAAAAAGCCUCAAUUUUAAAGGAGGAUGUUAUGACAACAGAGAAUAUACUGUAAGUCGAAUCUUCUGGGUGUAGUAAAUAUUACAUGUUUUUACAUCUAGUUUGAUUUGAUUAUUAUGACAUACCUAAGUGUUUAAUGUUAGCCCAGUAAUGUUGAGGAUUUUUAACGCUUUGAAAAAGAUACAUGUACUUAUAUUUACAUUCAUAUGUAGAAAUAAGAUCAUGUAUAACGUGGGAAACAGAAAUUUGUCCCACUUCUGCCAUGAAUCAUAAUUUUUGAUUCAUAACAGAUUCACUGUCGAAAUUACGAUCAAAACUACUAUCUAUAAACUACUAUAUAAAAUCUUUGGUCCAUUAUUCUAAAACGUCAUAUUCAGCAUCUGAAUUUAACACUUAAAAUAGAAAAAUUUUGUGUUGCAAAUAACUGCCUCAGGUUAUGAUGUGAACAUUACAAUCAUGUGAGCUCAAGCAGGAACAUGGUAACUGAUACUGCUUAGUCGCUUACUCUGAGAACUAUUUAGGGUUGUUGUUUUUUUUUAAUAUUCGUUCAUCUAUGCAGGUUUAUGUACUAAUUACUGCAAUCCUCAGCUAUACCACUGGUGUCUUUUAGUUCUGUAAACUAAAUCAUUAGCAAUAUAUGCUUUGCUUGGUUGCCAUCUUAUGACGCAUGGACGUAAGUAUUUGCACUUUUAGCACUUAUGUGUAUUUUAUCUAUUGUGUGCUGAUAUUUAAAAUACAUUUGUCUUCUUUCUCAUUUUAUGCUUUUUUUUUAAUUAAAUUAUGCAAAAUAUCACAAUGUGUCAGGUGUAUAAUUCAAUAAAUUCUUACUAUGUCUAUGUUCUGUUCUUCACUCUUGGUUUUUGUUUUGUGUGUGUGUGUGUGUGUGUGUGUGUGUGUGUGUGUGUGUGUGUGUGUGUGUGUGUGUGUGCGCACGUGUUUUCAAAUAAUACUCUUCUAAAUUAUAACGCGAUAAGUUCCCUCUCGGGCAAAUCCUCGGUCACCUGAACGGACUU
Molecule: messenger RNA, 4884 nt
Organism: Tachysurus vachellii
Lineage: Eukaryota; Metazoa; Chordata; Actinopteri; Siluriformes; Bagridae
Gene: hps3
Product: HPS3 biogenesis of lysosomal organelles complex 2 subunit 1
Exons: 17
Coding region: 112-3120 (1002 amino acids)
Biological process (GO): organelle organization
Cellular component (GO): cytoplasm
Source: RefSeq, a predicted model, not a curated record